CACAAGGAGGGGGAGGGGAGAGACCAUCAUCAGAGAGCUCUGUUUACACCAUGAGAAAGGGAGAGCUGUGCUGCAUUGUGGGCUUGCCCACAACAUUCAAUUUGGGAUUUCUUGCUGCCUUAGCUCUCGCCGGAGGUCAUGCAAAUCGACCUUAAAAGAAUGCAUAAGCCAUAAAUUAAAAUAAACCCUUAGCCAGGGGCUGAUCCAUAAGUAGACAAUACCUAACCUGGACAAAACGGCUUCCUUUGCGAGCUGAAAAAAAGAAUAGCGCCUAAGCUAAAUGCAACGUCAGUUUCAUGAAUUCAAAAGCAACUUACCAGUGAUUUCUGGGUGCUGGGGCUGAUUUUCUUGUGUAUUUUGACAGUGGUUCCUUGUGAUUUGGGAAGGUGUCAGAGGUGUUAUGCCAUCAAGUUCUGAAGUGCUGGCUGGUGUGGUAGGAGAAAACAGGACAGAAGAGUGGAAGAACAGCCAUUAUAUAAGAAUGUCUUCCAAGCAGGCCACCUCUCCAUUUGCCUGUGCAGCUGAUGGAGAGGAAGCAAUGACCCAGGAUUUAGCAUCACGAGACAAGGAAGAGGGCAACAAUGAUCAUCACGUGGCCUCCCAUCUGCCUCUACACACCCUAAUGCACAGCAAACCUCACUCGGAUGAGCUACCAACUCUGGUUACCACCAUCCAACAAGACGCCGACUGGGACAGUGUUAUCUCAGCCCAGCAUAGAAUGGAGUCAGAGAAUAAUAAGUUAUGUUCCCUAUAUUCCUUCCGGAAUACCUCUACCUCACCACACAAGCCCGACGAAGGAGGUCGCGAUCGCAGUGAGCUAAUGACCAGUGUUAAUUUUGGAACUCCAGAACGCCGCAAAGGAAGCCUUGCUGAUGUGGUGGACACACUGAAACAGAAGAAACUAGAGGAAAUGACCAGGACUGAACAGGAAGAUUCAUCUUGCAUGGAAAAACUACUUUCUAAAGACUGGAAGGAGAAAAUGGAAAGACUAAAUACAAGUGAACUCCUUGGAGAAAUUAAAGGUACACCAGAAAGCCUGGCAGAAAAAGAGCGACAGCUCUCUACCAUGAUCACCCAGCUGAUCAGUUUACGGGAGCAGCUCCUGGCUGCCCAUGAUGAACAGAAAAAGCUGGCAGCCUCACAAAUUGAAAAACAACGGCAGCAAAUGGACCUUGCUCGCCAACAGCAAGAACAGAUCGCAAGACAACAACAGCAACUUUUGCAACAGCAGCACAAAAUCAAUCUACUGCAGCAGCAAAUUCAGCAGGUUCAGGGUCACAUGCCUCCGCUCAUGAUCCCAAUUUUUCCACACGACCAGCGGACAUUGGCAGCAGCUGCUGCAGCCCAGCAGGGAUUCCUGUUCCCCCCAGGAAUAACUUAUAAGCCCGGUGAUAACUACCCUGUGCAGUUCAUUCCAUCAACAAUGGCAGCUGCUGCUGCUUCUGGACUCAGCCCUUUACAGCUCCAGCAACUCUAUGCAGCUCAGCUGGCCAGCAUGCAGGUUUCUCCUGGAGCCAAGAUGCCUUCUACUCCCCAGGCACCGAACGUGACAGGGGCACUCUCACCCACCGGGAUGAAAAACGAAAAGCGAGGGACCAGCCCUAUAACUCAAGUGAAGGAUGAAGCAGCGCAGCCACUGAAUCUCUCAGCCCGACCCAAAACAGCUGAACCUGUCAAAUCCCCGACGUCACCGACGCAGAGCCUCUUCCCAGCUAAUAAAACCAGUCCAGUGAAUGUGCCAAAUAAAAGUGGCAUCCCGAGCCCUAUUGGAGGGACAUUGGGACGAGGAUCCUCUUUAGAUAUCCUUUCCAGUCUUAACUCACCAGCCCUAUUUGGGGACCAGGACACGGUCAUGAAAGCCAUACAGGAGGCUCGAAAGAUGAGAGAGCAGAUCCAGAGGGAGCAGCAGCAGCAGCCGCCUCAUGGUGUCGAUGUGAAACUGCCCUCUAUGAAUAGCAUGGGUCUAAACAACUGCAGGAAUGAAAAGAUGCCAGUGCGGAUAGAUGCCAUCACUGGAAGGAUAUGCAUUAGAACUGUAGACACAGAAAGAACACGCUUUGAGAAUUUAGGCCCACAGUUAACAGGGAAACCCAGUGAAGAUGGAAAACUGGGCCCAGGAGUUAUUGACCUUACAAGGCCAGAAGAUGCAGAGGGAAGUAAAGCAAUGAAUGGCUCUGCAGCUAAACUACAGCAGUAUUAUUGUUGGCCAACAGGAGGUGCCACUGUGGCUGAAGCUCGAGUCUACAGGGACGCACGGGGCCGAGCCAGUAGUGAACCGCAUAUCAAGCGACCAAUGAACGCUUUCAUGGUUUGGGCAAAGGAUGAACGCAGAAAAAUUCUCCAAGCUUUUCCUGACAUGCACAAUUCCAAUAUUAGCAAAAUCCUAGGCUCUCGCUGGAAAUCCAUGUCUAAUCAAGAGAAACAACCUUAUUAUGAAGAACAGGCCCGGCUAAGUAAAAUCCAUUUAGAGAAGUACCCUAACUACAAAUACAAACCUCGACCAAAACGCACCUGUAUUGUUGAUGGCAAGAAACUGCGUAUUGGAGAAUAUAAACAACUGAUGAGGUCUCGAAGACAGGAGAUGAGGCAGUUUUUUACUGUGGGACAGCAGCCUCAGAUUCCAAUCACCACAGGAACAGGUGUUGUCUAUCCUGGUGCUAUUAGUAUGGCAACUACCGCACCAUCACCUCAGAUGACAUCUGAUUGCUCUAGUACCUCUGCCAGUCCAGAGCCCAGCAUCCCUGUCAUUCAGAGCACUUAUGGUAUGAAGACAGACAGUGGAAGCCUUGCUGGAAAUGAAAUAAUAAAUGGAGAGGAUGAGAUGGAAAUGUAUGAGGACUAUGAGGAUGAUCCCAAAUCAGACUAUAGCAGUGAAAAUGAAGCCCAUGAGGCUGUCAGUGCCAACUGAGGAGUGUUUGCAGAAUUAAAGUACUCUGACUCUUUUGAUUUUUUGUUUUUUUGUUGAACAAAAAGUUCUUAAAGAGCCUGCAUGCAUGUGUGGCUCCUACAGUUACAUCAGCAGAAUGGUCUUAAAUGUUUCUUAACGUGUGAGACAGAUUGUUCCCCUAAUUUUCAUGAACCUGUUUUUUUUUUAAUUUAGGUGAAGACAUAUAUUAAAUAUCAGACAUUGGGACUUGAAAACUUAUAUGAAUCAAUAGCUGUCUUACAAGUCUUACCUUUUGUCUCUUGUCUUUUUUUUUUUCUCCCCUAUUUGGAUGCUGAUAGAAGUUUAAGUUUUUGUUUUAGAUGGGGGUUAUACAUUCUCACUCAGGUAUGCUGUGUCAGCCUACAGGUUGUGAAUGUGUUUUUAUUCUGGAUUAUUUUAGAAAACAAAAACUGCAGAUUUCAUAUUGUGACACAGAACAAGUCCACAAGUGUACGCAUCUGUGUGUCAGAGCUCAUCUUUUAAACAAACUCUGAAUUCCACUUUUUCCACAUGUAUAGCUGAACUUCUGAUGUGCCAAACUUUUCAUAACUUUUGAAUCUUAACAUUUUAAAAAAGUCUUAAGAGAGACACUGUAAAGUCUUAGACAAUCCUUUGGCAUCUUAAAAAAAUAUAUGUAAAACAUAAUUUUUUUUCCAGAAAAUGGUAAAGUACUCAGGAAUCUGGAGACAGGAUAUUCUUAAGUAGUGAAUAAGAUUGCCACAGUGCAUGUGCCCAAUUGCUUUUGCCUCUUGAUAUACUAUUAGCGCAAAAUAUUAAGCACAAAAGCGCGAUCACCAGCUAUGGACAGGCCUGUCUUAGCAGUGUGAGGCCACCUCUGACUACAUUCUUUAUCCCUUUGCUUUUAACCCUUGCAUUCAGUCUUAACACAUUUUCUCUUAAAUAAUUUAUUCAUUCCAGAAUGUCAAGGGUGCAAAUACUUAAUAUUUAUUUUAAAAUGUACUGUUGGUGGCAUUACAUUUAUAAUUCCUUAUGAUUGUCUUAAAGAGCCCUUUCACUUUCUUCCCCCAAAAUGUGCAGGUGCCUGAAAAUAAAAAAUGCACCUGCUUUCCAAAAUGAAAGUGGAAUUUGUGAAUGGAAAAUCCAAUUAUUUCCAUAACACUAUACAUCCAAAGAACAUCUGGAACCACUAUACUGCAUGCAAUGCAGUAUAGAAUGGAUACUUUUAAUAUGUACAUACAGUACAUAUACUCCUAUAUAUUUCUGUGUGUCAUGAUACACAUCUAUACUUAUAUAAUAUACAGAUGAACAAUCAAUGGAGACAGGUGCAUUCAAUAUCUCUUCAGAGUCUGCAUGGAUGGCUUUGUAAGGCCUGUAGAAUCAAGUAGUGAAUCAAUGUUCUGUACAUCCCCAUUCCAAUGGUGACCUGCAGGAGCUUUCUGGUAUCUUCAGUGUAUUUAUGCAGUGAUUUAUUUGUGAAAUUCCUUGAGGGAAAACUCACACAAAUAUUAGUUGCAUGGGAAUGGGAGCUGGAACUCCUGAGUUCCUUUGCUGGCUCAGCCAUUGACUCGUUGAGUGACUUUGGGCAAGUCAUUUAAGCCACAGUUCUAUGAACACUUACGUAAGUAUUUAAUUUUACUCACAUGUAUGAGUCUAACUACAUAUGUGUUUGCAGGAUUAGGGCCUUAAUGUCUCUGUGCCUCAAUUUCUCUAUCUGUAAAAUGAGGAUAAUGAUGUUUCUUUAUAUCAUAGGGGUAUUAAGAAACUUUAUACAUGAUUAUAAGGUGAUUUGGGAUAUUUGGAUGAAACCUGCUAUAAAAUGCAAAAUAUUAUUAUUGUAUUAUUAGAAACAAUAUCAAAGACAAAGAAAUCUUCUGGAAAAUAUAUGGGGGGAAAGAGAGGGAACACUCCUAGGUUGAGUAGUUAUUGAAUGUUCAGAGACAAAGAGAAUAUAAAAAGGGAGAAUUUUUCUUUUUUUCACUCCCAUUCCACUCUUGAUACUCACAAAUAACUCAGUGUCCAUAAUAGUACUGGGGGUCUGAUCCUGCACUUGAGCUGAGCGUCCUCAACUCCCACUGACUUUACUGCGAGUUUAAGGUGUUCAGCACCUCCGCGAAACAACACCUUGCAGAAUCAGAUACAUGCAAAUAAACAUAUAUGGACCUGAUCCAGCUCCCAUUGAUUUUAAUGAGCAUUGGAUCAGGCCCCAUAUGACUAAAUAGGUACAGUGUUAAUACAAGUUAUCUUCAUGCCCACCACACAAUCUUGUAAAGCUUCCUGUAAGAUCUAAUGACGAGUCGCUGUGCUGUGAGCUAUCAUUUCUCUCACAACUGCAGCUAUUUGAGUAGUGAUAACCGGUUUCACCACUGUAGGAAUCACAUCUAAAUGUGCAAAAACAAAGAAGAUUGUUCAGUUUACAGGACGAUUUAUAAGGAUAAUGACACAGAAACACAGUGGUCAAAUUUCUCUGACCAUUUUGUAAUUUGGAACAAAAUGCUAUAUUUUUACUAUUUAUUAAGUGUGUUCUAAGUCCAUGUCUAAUAGCAAUAAACUGGUCUAGCCAAGACUUUAAAGGCAUAUGCUGUGUCAUUAGCUGGUGAGCGCCCUCUUUAAGCUGGCUAAGGUACUGAUAGAAAGUGUUUUUUUGUUCUUAAUAUUUCCUGGAGAUUUGAACUGUUUUUAAUACAUCUAGCUUGGAUUAGGUGGGAGAGUACUCUAUUAUUUCCUAAAGAACAACUAUUUAUUAAUGUCUUACAGAUUUCACUAUUUCUAAAUAGCUCUCCUUCCCCCCCCUCAUUUCUUUUCUCUUUCUCUUUUCUUUCUGGUGCUGUUGCAUAGGUAGAAUGCUGUACUGCUAGCAUUUUUUUUAUGUAAUUAUUUUUGCACAAAGGCAAACAUUUAGAUUAGUAGGUUAAUUUUUUUUAAUUUUAUGACCAUGCCAAAAUAAUAUUCUGCAGGCUGGUGGAGAACAAAGGACUGUUCUUUAGGACUGAAACUUGAUUUUGCUUGUAGUACAAAAAACACACACACUCACAGAUGUUGUUUCGUAAGUGUUAUAAGCACUGGAUAUAAAUGGUAUUUUUUAUCACUUCUGACUAAUGUGAAACUGUUGUACGAAAACUAUAUGAACAAAAGUCAUCUGUUUCGACUCGUGUGGGCCUGCCUCACAGUUGCCGGAUUUGAGUCAUUUUUAUGUCUUAUUUCAUUUAUUUAUGCAAAAUACAUGUAUGUAUGAACACUUUGUUUUAGCUCCCGCCCUGCCUCAAUGUUCAUGUUCUGUCACUUAAAGCCACAUUCUUGAAAAUGAUUGGCUAUUCAGGAAUCACCAGAUUGUAAAACCUGCAUUUAUUGGUUGGAGAAGUGGGAGGGAAGUAACUGAAUCUAAAUUGCGAAUAUAAGCAUUUUAUUGUAUUUAUUAGCCGACAUUGGCUCUAAAAUGUCAGUGGAAAUCAAGGAAGGACAAUCAUAAGGAAAAAUUAUGAUUUUUUAAUUGGAGCUCAAAACAAAGUUUUUAAUGAAUUUACCAUCUCAUUUUAGAUUUUUUUAAACAUUGUGUAAAUAUAACAUAGGAAAUAGAAUUUUAUUUUUUGUUCAUGGAUACUUAGUGAAGCAUAAGUUAUGUAUUUACUUUGGUUCUGUAUCAGUGUAUGUUGGUCCAUAUUAAAUGCUGACAAGUCACUGUACCUCAUGUAGAUGCUGAAUUUACACCUGCAGUGUGAGAGCAGUAUUGUGGAUCUGUAGCUGGGACAGCAAGAUGCCUCACUUGUGCUCUCUUUGAAUUUUAAUUGCAUAUUCCACAAACAGAAUACUUUUUUUCUUUUUUCUUAUAGAAAGUUUAUACAUAUCAAAUUUCCAGUAUAGCUGGUAGGAAACUCAAUUUGCUUUGUGAAUCUGAGCAAAACUGAUGAAACAGUUUCAUUCCUAUUUGAAAGCAGAUAAUGGCAUUUUGGAGGCAACAACACAUGCCUCAAGAAGAUUAUCAUCAUUAAGCGAGCCCUUGCAAAGCUAAUUAGAUUUAAUACUGUUAAACUGUUGAUUGCUGUGUUCAUUAUGUCAUGAUAUCGUCAUAUCAGGAGUUAAAAACAGGAAGAAAUAUUGGCACAGAGGCCAUGUGGAAUUGUUUUCUAAGCAUUGAGUUUAAGUACCGCAGAAUAAUUCUGAGUUUAAAAUAAUCAUGCCAUUCAGGUAAUGCAAAAAUAUAGUAAAGCUAUUUUUACUGUGAACUGAAACAGUUUUACAGUAUAGUUCCCUAUUUAGUUAACAGAUGCAAUAUAUUUUCUUUUUGGAAACUUAUAAAAAACUUAUUUUCAAGAGAAGAACACUCCUGAAGCUGUCUGGUGCCAGCUAGCGGUAAAUUGUUGACUUCACUUGGUGUUUGACGAAACAGAAAUUAGUCUUAAUGGAAUAGAACCUCUGAUUUUCAAGGUACAUGUUUACAUAGGGAAGCAACCCUCUUGGAAGGGCCCAAUUCUGAUCCAUUUACACGUUCAUGUAUCACCAUCUAGCUUGUGAAACCAGCUGCUGAGAAUGCAUGGGAUCAGAAAGUUCUCCUAAAUUGGUGUGUUUAGGCUCAUCAAGAGGUAGGGCAAGGGUAAAAGAUGGGAUUGGUACAGAAUGGGAACUCCAAAAUGAGUGACUACACUAUUAUUUCAGUAGAGUUAUGUACAGAAAGUACUAUGCCCUGUGAAAAGAGUACAGCAGUCGGUUGAAAAUAAUGAUUGUUUAGAGUGUAAACAGAACCAUGCCCUAAUACUAAAUUCAAGCAUGGUCCCUGCAUCGUCCCUAUGGAUUACUAUUUUUGUGUUGUCAAAGACAUGAAAUUUCUUAAACUUUAUCAAAAUCAUUUUUAGUAAGAAAUAUUGCAAGGCCCCCAGCAAAACACAAGUAUCUGCUUAACUUUAAGCAUGUGAGUAGUUCCAUUGAAAUGAAUGCAACACCACUAAGUUGUUCAAAGUUAAGCAUGUGCUUAAAUCAUUUGCUGACCCAGGGUUACACUGCCAACAACUGCACUAGAAAUUCAGCCAGUAGAAAGUAUGAUAUAAAUAAUAUUCUUAUAUUUUUAAUGAGAAGUUGACAAACGGUCUCAGACCCCAGGCAUUUGCAUGCUUGUUCAAGUCUCAAGUUGGCACUUAAGCGUGUUCAUUUAAAAAAAUAUUAUAUAACCUCAUUUGAUCUUUUACAAAAUACUUACUCUUGCUCCUUAAAUAACUUCUUCAUCCAAACACCUUUUUUAUAUAAACCCAUUAUAGUCUGUGAUUUUUCUCAGAUAUUACAUUUUUGAUAUAUUGUAAUUCCCUGAUCCUACUACAGAACAAAAGAAGCAUUAAAAGAUAGGUAUAUGGAAACAUAUUUCAUUUGACUCCACAUCCCUUUUAUGUACCAGAUGCAUUUUAAAAAGCUGACAAAGAAGUAUUCUGAGAGUUCACACAUUGGGUGCAAAGGGAUGGGGGAGGGGCUAAAGGAAAACGUAUCAAAUUGGUAUUUAUGGCAAUAUGAAAGCUAUAAAGCAACUUAGUGACAUUGCUUGCUUUGUAAUUUCCGCUUUCUUAAAAAACACAAGUGAGGUCCUUGGUGCUCUUAGAGUAUGGGGAAUGUGCAAAUAUUUAACUGUUUGUAUGCUGCACAUUGCAGACCUGCUAGUGUGCAUUCUCCGUUUGUCUUCCUUUGUCAUUUGUGUUUUGUUUUCUCGAAAGCACCAUUUUUUUUCCUUCUUCAGCUUGUAACAGAGUAGGAUGUUUAGCAUUUAUGUUCACUCAUUAUUGUAUUUGCCAUGUAAAAAUUUUUUUAUUACAUUAAGGCAAGCUUAUAAGCUGUUACUACAUAACUUAUCUUACUGUAACUCUUAUUUCCUGACAUUGUAAUUUGUUUGUGAUGUAUAUUGUGAGAUUGUACUCUAUGUUAAUUUAAUCAGCACAAUUCACUGACAUGCUGGACUGACAUGCUAGCUGCUGUUUCCAAUUGUAAAGUUUGUGUAGAGCUGUUGGGACAACUGAGACUCUCUUGUCAAGGUACUAUGCUUUGGUUCCUAUAGCAACACUGUGGGUGUGGCUCUUAAAAUGCUAGAGCUGCUGUUUGUACACCCACUAGCAAAUUUUAACUGGCAGGUUUUCUUUGUAGAAAUUCUAUAUACAAUGCAGGUACCUACCCUGGGCCCAUGGCUGGUAAAUAUUUGGGCGUUUAGAGGAAAAACUAGUGUCUAUUGCUGCUUUGAAUAUGUUUUAAAGUCUGAAAAUGUAAAUAAUUUAUCAAAAAAAAUCUUGUACAGUCCAGUGUAAAGUUUUUAAAUGAACUUAAAGGUUGCCAUCACAUCUUACUCACACUCUCCUCUUGAUACAGUAAAAACGAAAAAAAGUUUGCUAAGGAUAUUGAUUUAAAACAAAAUCUGCUCUCAAUUAAAAAAAAGAGAAUCCUUAUUUGUAGCUGUGCUUCAUUGCAUAAACAGACGACUUGGAUUUUGUUGUGCAGUAUUGACGUGAGGUAAAUUAAAUAUUAAAUAAUCUUUCAGUGGUACAUUUAAGAGUCUUCUCCUCCUCUGCCUCAGUAAUUAAUGGAAAAGACACAACUGAAAGACACAGUCCUUAGACAGUAUAUUUUGGUGUAUGUUGGCACCUUACCUACAUGUUUGGGAUUGUGGGGGGAUUUUUUUUUUUUUUUUGCACAAGGUGCUUUCCUGAUAUGUUAAACAUGUCAUCUUUGGGUAAUACCGUAUAUGCCAUGAUAGGGGUAUAGACCCCUCAGGGGAGUGUCUAUAAGACUGCCUAUUUAUGCUCAUUUACCUCAAGACUGUCCUCUCUACCCUUAAUCUAUUCACCAUCACUCCAUCUUUUGUACUGCUGUUGACACUUACAAAUUAAAGAUAAAUUUUGUUUUAUGACA
Gopherus evgoodei (Goodes thornscrub tortoise) is the source of this 9760-nucleotide messenger RNA. RefSeq names its product SRY-box transcription factor 6 (gene SOX6). Gene Ontology annotation, molecular function: DNA-binding transcription factor activity, RNA polymerase II-specific; RNA polymerase II cis-regulatory region sequence-specific DNA binding. The record is from RefSeq and is a predicted model, not a curated record. Gene Ontology annotation, cellular component: nucleus. The transcript is spliced from 18 exons. Gene Ontology annotation, biological process: positive regulation of chondrocyte differentiation; cell fate commitment; regulation of transcription by RNA polymerase II. Bases 401 to 2908 code for a protein of 835 amino acids. Lineage: Eukaryota; Metazoa; Chordata; Testudines; Testudinidae.